Molecule: messenger RNA, 1070 nt
Organism: Ornithorhynchus anatinus (platypus)
Lineage: Eukaryota; Metazoa; Chordata; Mammalia; Monotremata; Ornithorhynchidae
Gene: MRPL55
Product: mitochondrial ribosomal protein L55
Exons: 4
Coding region: 247-609 (120 amino acids)
Biological process (GO): translation
Cellular component (GO): mitochondrial large ribosomal subunit
Molecular function (GO): structural constituent of ribosome
Source: RefSeq, a predicted model, not a curated record
ACGCCCCCUCUGACGUCACCGGCCGCCCUUGGCGGGAGGGGGGGAGGCAGGGAGGCCGGCGCAUGCGCGCGGCGUCGGACCAGACUGGGCCUCGGGUCAGGUCAUUCGAAGAGGCGCCCAUUUUAGGUCGGUCGGCGGCAUCAGCAAGCGCGGGGCCGCGCGACGCCUCGCCGGUCGCCCGGACCGGCGACAGACGUGGUUUGGCCGCCUCCCGGCGCUAGGGCUGCGUCGGUGCCGUGGGAAACCAUGUCCACCCUGUGCGGAACGCUCCGCUUCGUGCAGCGGGCGUCGGCCAGGAGGCUCCUCCACGGCUCCCCGGCCCUGCCCAACUCCAACCGGGCGGCCCUGACCCGCGUCCGCCGCGCGGUCUACGCCCGCCUCUACCCGGUGCUGCUCGUGCGGGAGGACGGCUCCACCGUCCACAUCCGCUACCGGGAGCCCCGGCGCCUGCUGGCCAUGCCGGUAGACGUGGACACCCUGUCCCCGGAGGAGAGGAAGGCCAGGCUGCGGAGGCGGGACUCCAGGCUGGUCGAGAAGAAGGAGGAGGAGCCCGAGGUCCUGGACGACUUCCAGCUGGACCGCUACCAGAAGUUCUGGAAGAAGAAAUGAGCCCGAGGCCGGAGCCGGUGGGGGACGGGCGGGGGGGCCGUCCGGCCCUCCCGACCCCCGUCUCCCAGCCGGGUCGGGUGCCCGGGGAGCUGGGGGUGGGAGAGCCCCAGCUCUUCACUUCUCCAUCGUCGUCGUCACCGCCGGUAGUAUUUACUGAGCACCCCCCCCCCCGGGUGUGCAGAACGUGGGGCACGGGUCGACAGAGUCGGAAGAUCCAGUCCCCGUGCCCGAGGGGCAUCCGUUUUUGGCUUCCUGCCCCCGGGCAGCCCCACUUACCCCUCAGUGCCUCCCACCGGCCCCCCUCAGAUGUCUGAAAAAGGUGAAUUUCUCCCCCCCCCCCCCGCCCAGGUCACUGCAGCCCACCCACACUGCUUGCAGUUUUUCCGCGCAGAGCUCUGUACUAAGCGCUUGGGAGAGUACCGUAUAGCAGGCUUGGUAGGUUACGUUCCCUGCCCACAAGG